Molecule: messenger RNA, 4093 nt
Organism: Myodes glareolus (Bank vole)
Lineage: Eukaryota; Metazoa; Chordata; Mammalia; Rodentia; Cricetidae
Gene: Sgpp2
Product: sphingosine-1-phosphate phosphatase 2
Biological process (GO): sphingosine metabolic process
Cellular component (GO): endoplasmic reticulum membrane
Molecular function (GO): sphingosine-1-phosphate phosphatase activity
Source: RefSeq, a predicted model, not a curated record
CCAGGGCGCACGCUGAGGACACGGACGCGCGUGGCUGCAGGUCGGACGAGCAGGGUCGCGGCUCACCAUGGCCGAGCUGCUGCGGAGUCUGCAGGAUUCGCAGCUCGUGGCGCGCUUUCAGCGCCGCUGCGGGCUUUUCCCGGCGCCGGACGACAAUCCUCGGGAGAAUAGCGCGGGCCCCUCGGAAGGAACGACGCGGGUCCCCGAAGUCGCGCAUCCACCCGCUAACCCGCAGGCUUAUGUAGAGAAGCACAUUGUGAAGAAUUAUUUCUACUAUUACCUGUUCCGGUUUUCCGCCGCCUUGGGCCAGGAAGUGUUCUACAUCACAUUUCUCCCAUUCACCCACUGGAACAUCGAUCCUUACUUGUCCAGAAGAUUGGUCAUGAUAUGGGUCUUGGUGAUGUACAUUGGCCAGGUGGCCAAGGACAUCCUGAAGUGGCCCCGGCCCUCAUCCCCACCCGUCGUGAAACUUGAAAAGAGAGUGGUUGCAGAAUAUGGAAUGCCAUCCACCCACGCCAUGGCGGCCACUGCCAUUUCCUUCACCCUCCUCAUCUCUAGCAUGGACAGGUACCAGUACCCUUUUGUUUUGGGCCUGACGAUGGCUGUGGUGUUCUCCACAUUGGUGUGUCUCAGCAGACUCUACACUGGGAUGCACACGGUCCUGGAUGUGUUGGGCGGCGUGCUGAUCACUGCCUUCCUCAUUGCCCUCACCUACCCGGCCUGGACCCUCAUCGACUCCCUGGACUCGGCCAGCCCCCUCUUCCCUGUGUGUGUCAUAGUCGUACCAUUCUUCUUGUGCUACAACUACCCGGUGUCAGACUUCUACAGCCCAACCAGGGCGGACACGACCACCAUCGUGGCUGCCGGGGCUGGAGUCACCCUGGGGUUCUGGAUCAACCACUUCUUCCAGCUGGUGUCCCAGCCCAGCCCGUCCCUUCCUGUGAUCCGGAACAUCCCGCCCCUGACCACUGACAUGCUGGUUUUAGGGCUGACGAAAUUUACGGUGGGAAUUGUGUUGAUCGUCUUGGUUCGUCAGCUGGUACAGAACCUCUCGCUGCAAGUGUUGUUCUCGUGGUUCAAGGUGGUGACAAGGAACAAGGAGGCCAGGCGAAGACUGGAGAUUGAGGUCCCUUACAAGUUCGUCACCUACACGUCGGUUGGCAUCUGUGCCACGACUUUUGUGCCCAUGUUGCAUAGGUUUUUGGGAUUGCUCUGAGCCCCAAACAGAUGGGAACGAGCCCACCCACUAAUGUGAGAUAUGAGAAAGCUGUCUGUUGGGGCAAUCUCCACCCCUCCUGUUUAAGGAAACCUCAAAUCAUAUUUUUGUUUUGCUGAUGUAACAUAGAUCCUACUACCGUGGCACCAGCAGUGAGAUUGGUCUAUAAAGACUGUGUUUCGUUGACUCCAGCCUGAAACCACCCCUGAAGUCAGGCAGGCCACCCCAUUCCCUUUCUGUUACAUGGACUUAGGACCAGGUCUGGGGUGGACUGGAAUGGCGGCCUGGCUUGGAAUGGCUACAAGCCCUGCUGGGCUCUAGAGAGCCAACAGACUUGAGGUAAUAUGGAGGCAAGAACACUUCCUCUCAGUCACAGCCUUGCCUAAUGCUUCCUCUCGCUCCCCAAACUGGAACUAGGGCUGGGAGAAAGGGUGAGACCGUGGAAAACCACACCCCUCGGACAGAGUGACAUCUUGCGCUGUGAUUGGACUGUGCCUGAGUGGGCAGCGAGACCGUUCUGGACUAAAGCCUCCCGUGAAGGGGCUCAGAGGGCAGCAGAGCUAUGAAGCCACCGGGAAGAGCUUGCUUUCUCAACCAGCCCGUCUCCUCCAGGCACUGUUAGUGAAGCAAGAAGCUGAUCUUCCUGGCACAGAGUCUGCAGCAUCCCAGGUUGCAGUGUGUACACUCGUCUAAGCCACACGAGACAGGCUGCUACCUCCUCGCAGGUAGACACAAGAACACGCCGAGACCCCUACGCUUUCUCGCUUGGUUUUCGGCAUCUUCGGUUGUUUAAGCUUCCAGAUGAACUUAGAAUGCACUGGAUCAGCACAGGAAUGGAUGAGCUUCGUCCUCUGGAAGCCUGACCAAGAGAAGCGAGGCAGUCCUGACAUUGCCUCAUCCUCCUGAUGUUACCUCAUCAUUACUUAGCUACUUCUGUAGUUUUCUUUUUCAAUUGUUCAUCUGCGAGGCAGAAUCAGGGACCCCCUCUCAGCCUUCCCAUCUCUUAUUUCUUGGCCAUUCUGAGAGCCAUUAAUGCAAGAACAACUUUAGCCUAUUUUGGGGAAAUAAGCCAACUAACUAUAAUACGCAUUAAACCUCGCGUGGUCCUUCUUAGAUCUAGGGUGGUUUAAUUUAUGAUGAUAGCAGCAAAGGGCUCCUUCCCUGACUCCUAUUCAGAAUAAAGAUCAGGUAUCAACCCAUCCUGAAAAGUUAGUGGAAAUGCAUAGCUAUGGGUCUUUUGCGGGACAGUAUCACCGAAGCCAGAGUUCCAUGAUCCUGACAGUUCAUCACCAGCCACACAUAUUGAACAAAAUUAACCCCUUUUAAAAAGUUACUGAGGCUCGACUUCUGCAUUCGGUGUGAAAACCAAGACCAACAUUUUCUCUGAUGUUAGGUAUGCCCCAAGGCCUAUGUUGGAAAGCUGUUCUUUGGUAGUCAAGACAGUGUUUUAAUUUCUCAAGAUUAUUUCCUGGGCUGGGUGUGGUGGCACAUGCCCUUAAUUCCAGCACUCAGGAGGCAGAGGCAGGCAGAUCUCUGAGCUUGAGGUCAGCCUGAUACACAGAUGGAGUUCCAGGACAGCCUCGACUAUACAGUGAGACCCUGUCUUGAAAACACAAACACACAAACGAAAAGAAUAAUUCUUAACAAAAUGCCCAUUUUUAACUUAAUUCUUCUCUCACUUGUCAUAGUUAAGAACAGGGAUCAAAAUGGCGCAUCCUUUGCCUGAUUUAGCUCUGACGGAAUGUCAGCUCCGUGGCUGGGGUGCUGCAACCCCUGGCUUACAGGUCCUCGGCCGCUCCAGGGCACAGCUGUUAACGAAGCACUUCCCUCCCCCUCCCCACCCCAGCUACCAAACUAGAGCUUGUAAUACUGGCUAAUAUUUACCCAGGACAAUUUUAGUUAGUUCGUCUGGAGCCUGGUGACAAAGGGCUCAGCUUCCUCUGUGUGCAUCUUUGCAAAAGAAGGGCCGUGUCUAUUGUCCCAGCAGUGGGGGCGGAGUUUGAGAAGUUUAGGUCCCAACAACAGGGAUGCUGACAACUGCAUGGACGCAUUUAGGGCCGUGUUUACAUAGUCUAGAUGAAGGAGAACUAUAUUAGCCACACAACAUUAAACAGUGGCCUAAGAAUUUGUCAGGACAGGUCACUCUUUGAUGUGCUUGCUAACUGCAAAGAGAGGGAGAAAUUAGUUACCGGAGAUGGCAAGUUUGGUUUUGGAUCCCUACAGUAUCGGUUUUAAAAGUUCACGUUUUUUAAAAGAUCACGUUUUUGUUUAUGCCUUUGUUGAUCCCUCUCAAUUCAUGACUCACAGAGCACCUCAGCCUAGUAAAUUCUCUCUGGGAUGCCUAUCAAAACACUUGGAUUUUCUCUUUGGGGAAAGAGUGCCCCCUGCUGGUUAAGAUCGUCUAAGUCCAAAGGCUCCUUUGUCAUGCUCACCAGUGUGUCCAGAAUGUGUCUACGCAGGCCAACCUUGACGCCAAAGCUUUCAGGAAUAUUGGCCCCUCCAUGAACUGGGAAGAAUAACACACCCUUCUCCCUCUUGCUUCUACUCCAGGCCAAGGCACUCACCUAGAAUCUGCUUUCUAAUCAGCUGUGACUUUGUGUCGUAUUUGCUCAGACCUGUACCAUAGUUGAAUAUGCUGGAAAAAGACGUAGGCAAGACCCUUCAACCAAUACCCUUUGAUGGAAGUCACCAAAACUAUUCCACGCUGUGCCUGGCAAUGGGAUUUUCUCGCCCAAAUACACAACUCAUCUUCCCAGGACUCUCACAACAUGUGGUUCAGACCAUAUGUUUCAGGUUUCUAUUUUGGAACCCCUCAGCUGUCUCGAUUAUGCACUGUAUGUAAAUUUAUUUUUAAAAUAAAUUCUUUUUUUUGUUUGA